UUGCUAAGGCAUGCCAGCUUGGUCCAUUCAAACGGUGAAGGUGCCUUCAUCAUGGAGGCUGAUUGGGAUGAGCUUGCCAUCGUCCAGCUCCCGCCACCCGGGCUACACCUCCCUGCCACCCCGGUAGCAACCCUCGCCUUUGACACUUCCCAGGAACUUCUCUGGACUGGUAAUGACUAUGGGAGAGUCACAUCCUUCUACGGACCCUCGCUCGAACGCUACACGUCAUAUCGCGCACACGGCGCCUCGGAAGGCGCUGUCAAGCAGAUACUCUUUACCGAUAAAGGCAUCAUCUCUGUCUCUAAACAAAGCGUUCACUAUUCUCUGCGGCGAGGUAUUACACAAUGGCAUCUUACAAACUCCGAGUUCAAGGAAUUGCGCUGCGUAAACUUCACCUCCAAAGGCACGCGUGAGAUACUAGUAGCAGGAUGUCAAGACGAGAUGUUCAAGAUCGACGUCGAAAAGGGCGUGGUGACGGACACCUUGGAUGCUGAAGCUCAGUACACUAUCAUGAAGAGGGCCGGCCAAUAUUUGUGCGCUGCUACUAAGAAUGGAGGCAUUCACGUCUUGGACUCUGGCACUCUCUCUGUUAUCAAGAUGUUCGAGGGCCACACCGGUAGCAUAAGCGAUAUGGACGCUAAGGGCGACUUUCUCGCGACCUGCGGCUGGUCUCCGAGGCAGCAGUUUGGCUUUAUGCUAGACCCCUUCACCAAUGUCUUCUCACUCAAAACUCUCAAACAACUUCCGCCCAUUCCCUUCCAUACUGGCGCCGCCUUCGUGCGUAUGCAUCCUCGUAUGUCCACCACUGCCAUUAUCGCAUCCCAGAAUGGGCAGAUGCAAGUUAUAGACCUCAUGAAUCCAGACUCGGCCAACCUCCGCCAGAUCAAUCUGUAUGAUUCAUACCUGACCGGGUUUGAAAUGGCUCCCUCUGGAGAAGCCUUUGCUCUGGCCGAUUCCAAUUGCAACAUUCAUCUGUGGGGUUCGCCCUCCAAAGUACAUUUCCCAGAGUACAGUAACCCCACAGAAUUUUCUGACGCUCUCGUGGCGCUUCCGACUAUGGACUGGUCACUGGACACUCCCCUCAGUACUGUAGGCAUGCCGUUCUACAAGGAGCAGCUUCUUUCGGGCUGGCCGAGCCAUAUGGUCUUUGCUGUCGGUGCACCGCCUCCGAAGAUAGAUAAUGCCAUAUUGAACAGCAUGACCCGGACCGAUGUUGGUUUCUUUGCAAAGAAUCCUCGCACAAAGCGCAGAUAUCAGGUUGAAAACACACGCCAGACAGAUCGCACAAGCGAUUCCUUGACCGCUCCUAAAUUCCUGAGUGAAAAGGCACGCGCUGCACAAUCUUCGAGCGAGACGGAUACGAAAAUGGCCGAGACAAUGGAAACGCUGACCGAUCUGCAUCUGGACCACGUGACUAGAAAAGACGUACCGGCCAUGUAUGGCAACGUUGAGAUCAAAUACAGUAAAUUCGGUGUCGACGACUUUGAUUUUGCCUACUACAACUCGACCCAGUAUUCAGGCUUGGAAACACACAUCUCCAAUUCAUACGCCAAUCCGCUGCUGCAGCUCUUCCGUUUCACACCCAUGAUUCGCAACCUAGCGCUCCGACACACUGCUUCACCGUGUUUGUUCGAAUCCUGUCUUCUAUGUGAACUUGGAUUCCUUAUCGACAUGCUGGAGAAAGCUGCUGGUCUCAACUGUCAAGCCUCCAACUUCCUGAAAACGUUUAGCGGGCUUUCGAAUGCAGUGUCGCUCAACCUUCUCGAAGAAUUCGCACCCAAUGUCGCGCUGACAACGAUGAUUCAAGCCUUUGGACGCUUUCUUCUUGAUAAAAUUUCCGAGGAGUUUCGUCAAAUGCUGCCUAACCAUAGCGGACCGUCUAUGAUGGACGAGGUAUUGGAAACGCAAGCGAGAGCUAGUAUGAGGUGUGCACAGUGCCACAACGAGACAAUACGGGGUGGACGAACAUUUGUUAAUGAACUUGUAUAUCCUGCAAAGCACGCAAUCAAGAGUUCGCGAGGACCGAGGCCCACGUUUUCUCAGAUCCUCAAAGCGAGUGUCGAGCGCCAGGACCAGACUAGAGGCUGGUGCAACAAGUGCAAUAGAUACCAACAAAUGGUGCAGAGGAAGACGAUACAGUCCAUUCCUGGUGUUCUCGUUCUCAAUGCCGCCAUCCAGACCCAUGAGGCAAAACUUCUGUGGUCCAUCCCUAAUUGGUUACCACAAGAGAUUGGUAUCAUAGUAGAUCAAGGCCAAUUCUAUUGCUUUGAAGGGCAGGAUCUGAAACUCCACCUGCAGCGGGGCGUGUUUAAUAUUAUGGUGUACGAGCUCAUCGGUAUUGUAGCGGACAUUAAUAGUGGCGAGCAUCAAAAGCCCCACCUCGUUGCCACCAUCAACACAACGCCAUCCUCGCGCAAUUCAGAGACCGAAGACAAAUGGCAUCUAUUCAACGAUUUCCUGGUUAGACCUAUACCAAAAGAGGAAGCGCUGCGAUUCGAACCGAGCUGGAAACUUCCGUCGAUCCUCACUUUCCAGUCGAAGGCUGCACGGCACCGAAUUGACGACUCCUGGAAAGACAAUCUCGAUACAUCGAUCUUGUACAGGUGGUGGUCUUCUAACCCUGCUCCUCCAGAUGAAAAGUUCAAGCUACUGGACGCAACUAUUGAGACCCCACGCCCCGGCUACCCUGUAGCGAUCGAUGCUGAGUUCAUCCGCCUGCAAUCCGAGGAAAUUGAGAUGAAAGCAGAUGGCACGCGCGAGACGAUCCGUCCAGACCGCAAAGGCCUUGCUCGAGUAUCCGUGUGUCGUGGCGAAGGUGAACAAGCAGGACUUCCCUUCAUCGAUGACUACAUUGCCGUCGCAGAGCAUGUAGUCGACUACCUCACAGCGUGGUCUGGCAUCUCCCCGGGUGAUCUCAACCGCGAGACCUCGCGUCACGCGCUCGUCUCGCUCAAACAUGCCUACAAGAAACUAUGGCUCCUCCUCAACCUCGGCUGCGUCUUUGUAGGCCACUCCCUUGCCAACGACUUCCGAACCAUCAAUAUGCACGUCCCCCGUAAACAAGUCGUCGAUACCGUUGAUCUUUUCUUCAAGCCCUCUCUCCACCGCAAACUCAAUCUGAAGUUUCUAGCAUGGUGCGUCCUCAAAGAGAAGAUUCAACAAGACACACACGAUUCCAUUGAGGACGCAACUACUGCGCUGAAGCUGUGGCGCAAGUACGAGGAAUUUUCAGAUGCGGGUGUGCUGGAGCAAAUGCUCGAUGAUAUCUAUGCGACGGGGAGUCAAGUGAGGUUUCGUGCGCCCGGUAGCGAGACCAAAGCACAGCCAUCGACCUCAUCGCAUCAGCAAAAGGCUAGCGGUGGUGGCGGUGGGGAUAGGGACACGCCUGAGCCCGGGGAAGGUGGAAGUGGUGGUGUGUUGACUACGCCACGCAAAGGCAAUGCGUUUGGAAGGGUUGGGUUUAGGAGUCCUAUGAGGUAA
Molecule: messenger RNA, 3480 nt
Organism: Periconia digitata
Lineage: Eukaryota; Fungi; Ascomycota; Dothideomycetes; Pleosporales; Periconiaceae
Source: the annotation of a GenBank genome assembly